Molecule: messenger RNA, 3248 nt
Organism: Xiphophorus couchianus (Monterrey platyfish)
Lineage: Eukaryota; Metazoa; Chordata; Actinopteri; Cyprinodontiformes; Poeciliidae
Gene: slc46a1
Product: solute carrier family 46 member 1
Exons: 6
Coding region: 256-1743 (495 amino acids)
Biological process (GO): transmembrane transport
Cellular component (GO): plasma membrane
Molecular function (GO): transmembrane transporter activity
Source: RefSeq, a predicted model, not a curated record
AUUUAUUUUUUACUCUAAAUGUGUAUUAUUUUCCUUUCAAUUCGUGUUUUUAAUGAUGUAGUGCCAGUAUUCCUACACUAGAGGGUGCUAACUCCCCACUUUUAAACGCAUCUAUGAAAUUGAACGUUAGCUCCUUUAGCUCCAGAGCGUUGAGCUUUAGCUCCUUAUGCUAGUUAUGUCACCGCAGUAACUUUAUGGUUUUACCUCUGUAAAAAGUAUUUUUAUAGCAUACAACCUCAACGCAGUGGGUUCGACAUGGACGAGCCGGACACGGCAGCGAUCCUACCCGAAGACCUCCUCGGCGCCUCGUCGACGGAUGACCAGCUGUCCGAUUCUGAGGACCGCAAAGACGACGCAGGUCUACCGACCGCCACCACCUCUGUGCCGCCGUCGUGCCGGUGCCCUGUCCCGGUGUCCGUGGAGCCGGUGCUUUUCCUCUCCAUGUUCUCCCUGGCUCUCCAGGCCCCUCUGACCACGCAGUACCUGUGGGACCGAAUUAGUGAGGACCUCGGCUACAAUGGCUCCAGGAGGUCUGGGUGCAGCAACAGCUCACUGGACCCGGACCCGCUGCAAAAGGAAGUUGAAACUCUGACAGCUCACUGGAACCUGUACAUGAGCCUCGGGGGGUUUUCUGUCGGGCUCGUGGUUGUCCCACUCCUGGGCUCUUGGAGCGAUGUAGCAGGUCGCAGAACCGUCCUCAUCCUCCCCAACUUCGGCCUGGCGCUACAGGCCGUGGUCUACCUCGUGGUGAUGUACCUCAAGCUGCCUGUGGUUUACUUUCUGGUGGGCCGGCUGCUCAGUGGCCUCUCGGGGGAUUUCAACGCCGUUCUGGCCGGCUGCUUUUCCUACGUGGCGGACAUCAGCGACAGGAGGUCCCGCACCUUCAGGGUGGCGGUUCUGGAAGCUUGUCUGGGCAUUUCAGGGAUGUUGGCCAGCAUCAUAGGAGGCCAGUGGCGGCGGGCACAAGGUUACAUCAACCCGUUCUGGCUGGUCCUGGCCACCAACUUGGCCUCAGCUCUCUAUGCCUACCUGUUCAUCCGAGAGUCCGUCCGUCCGGACCCGAGCGCUAGGCUCCUCUCCGCUCGCCACUAUAAAGCCGUCUGGCGCCUCUACUCCACAGGAGGCAUCAGCGGCGAAGGCGGUGGAGCGCUGCUUCACAGGGGCAAGCUGUGGCUCUACACGCUGUGCUUCUUCCUAGUGGUGGCCGUUCACUUCGGCACCAGAGAGCUGUACGUGCUGUACGAGCUGAGCUCCCCGCUGUGCUGGGACUCGGCUCUGAUUGGCUACGGGUCGGCCGCUCAGAACCUGGCCUACCUGAGCAGCCUGCUGGGGCUGAAGGCCAUGCAGCGCUGCCUGCAGGACUCCUGGGUGGCUCUGGUGGGCCUUGUGUCGAACAUUACUGGGCUGGUGGUCUUCUCUGUGGCGGAUACCACCCAGCUUAUGUUCACAGGUUACUGUUUGUGUUUCCUCUUCAUGGCUUCCACUCCCGUCCUCAGGUCAAAGCUCUCCAAGUUGGUUGACCCAUCAGAACAAGGGGCCUUGUUCGCCUGCGUUGCCUGUGUGGAGAGCUUGUGUUUCCUUGUGGGCAGCAGCCUCUUUAACUCCAUCUAUCCAGCCACUCUGCAUUUCAUGAAGGGCUUCUCGUUCCUGUUUGCUGCCAUCAUCCUCCUCAUUCCUACUGCAAUAAUUGGAGCUCUACAGUGUUUGGACCAGCGGAGGGAACGCAGGGACUCUACAUCCUGAGUGCUAAGAGCCGGUCCUGAUGGACCCAUUUGUGGACAUUCAGUACUCAUCUUGUCUGUGAUGCUGUUAGAAACUGGGAUCCUAACAAACAUGAAGGCUGCUAUUCUGCAAAGGGAUUCUUCCCCCCAAAGUGACACUAAAACGUCAAGACCAAAAAGUGAAGAAACAACCAUGUGGGCUAACCUCCCUCGAUUUGUGAGUCAGGAGAGCUACACAAAGAGUUAAAUGUCUCACAUCAUUUAAUCAAGAUGUUCAGGCACAUGAAUAUUUUAUACAUUGACCUGAAAUUUUUUUGUACAGCACUCUAUGUGAAUUUAUUAACUACAAUAGCUACGGAAGCACAGUAUUGUUCAAUAAUAGCCACGUUCAAAACAACCUUUGAUUUCUGAUUAUAUAUCAAAAAUGGAGACAGCUUUGUCUGUUCCAGUUAAAUCUGUCUUUUAGAAAAAAUUGUGCAAAAGAAAAAAAAUAUAUUUAAUUCAAUUUUUUUUAUCCAUUUUGAGAUAAGUAAAGUAUUUUUUAAUUGAAUUUAAACUAGUUGUAGAUCAGGAAACCCUUCUUAUGUCCAUCUAUCCAUUUUCUAACACCCUCGUCCCUAGUGGGGCCAGGAGGUGCUGGUGUCCAUCUCCAGCUAACGUUCGAGAGGCGGGGUUCACCCUGGACAGGUCGCCAGUCUGUCGCAGGGCAACACAGAGACAGACAGGACAAACAACACACGCACUCACACCUAGGGAGAAUUUAGAGAGACCAAUUAACCUUCCAGUCAUGUUUUGUGACUGUGUGAGGAAGCCGGAGUACCCAGAGAGAACCCACGCAUGCACAGGGAGAACAUGCAAACUCCAUGCAGAAAGACCCCGGACUUUCUUGAGUGCAACCAACUGCGCCACUGUGCAGCCUCUACCCUUCUUAUGUGCUGUAAGCAAAUUAUCUUUUUACUUGAAUCCUUGUUGAUAGUUUUAACAUGUGACGUUUUGUCACAUUAAAAAGCACUUUGCCAAAAACUAUGAAGAAAAAAAAAAAACAUGCAAACAAACGUAUGAUUGUUUGUUUUGAAUUUUAAGUUUGACUUUUCUAAGCCAAUGAACAACAGUAAGCUUGAGUAUUAUGUUGGUAAUGUUUUUAUGCUGAUACCACUAACCUAUCAAAUAAGAUCAUGCACACCAGAUGGAAAACUCCAAAACUAAAUUUGUGAUGGUGGCUCAGGAGGUGGUAGUCUGUCGUGUAACAUAUGGGUUGCUGGUUCAAAACCCUGUUACUGGUUCGACACUUCACCCGCCUUGCCUGAUAGUUGUGGUCAGAGAACCCUCCGUCACUCUGCUGUGGCUACAAUGUAGCUUAGUACCAUCAACAUGUGAAUGUGUGAAUAACUGAAUGUAGCAUAAAGCACUUUGGAUUCUUCUGGAUGAGAUAAAGAGCUACACAAGUACAUUUUCAUGCUAUAACAUUGCUACACCAGAUUUUGGUUUUGGAUUUGAAUGAAAAAUAAACUCUGUCUGAUGAAAAUA